This is a messenger RNA of Hypoxylon fragiforme, 1900 nucleotides long. RefSeq lists its product as uncharacterized. The record is from RefSeq and is a predicted model, not a curated record. The coding region runs from base 289 to 1509 and encodes 406 amino acids. NCBI's taxonomy places the organism in Eukaryota, Fungi, Ascomycota, Sordariomycetes, Xylariales, Hypoxylaceae. The transcript has 6 exons.
CCAUGAGCUUACUUCACUACCUUUAACCCGAGCCAGACCUUAGAAAGACAGAAGAGAUUGUUCGAUUACGCUCAGACGGCACUUGGUGAUCUGACAGGCAUAGCGGCUCCAAUUAUUCGGCUCAGCUCGGUGGUAUGCCUAGACUCCGAUCGCCGGUCUCGAUCUAAUGGAAUGGAAGAUGCCGCCUAUCACUUGCGAAUUGGGCUUCCUCUUCGAGCUAUGUAGACCGUGUACUAUUCCGACUAUCCCGACUUUUCUGUUCAAUAAUCGAGAUAAGCCAUUCUCAUCAUGGCCGAGAUCGAGAAUCGUGGCCCAGUGCUGCUGGGAAUCUGCAUCGCCUUGCUGGCGCUUACCUUAACGGCCAGUCUUUUACGAUGCUAUUCACGAAUAGGCGUUUCGAAAGCCUUCGGCGCCGACGACUGGACCAUGAUGGCAGCCACUGUCUCAUUUAUACUCUUCGUCAUCUGUGCCAUAACCGGCGUUCAUUACGGCACUGGGCGUCAUUUUAAAGAUUUAAGUGUUCCGAAUAUCCAGAAGGCGAUGAUGUACUGGUGGUUUUGCUACAUUUGGUACUGCCUCACUAUGAUCGCUUCUAAAAUCUCCAUCGGCAUUUUCCUUCUACGACUUACUGUCAAGAAAAUUCAUCACUGGAUUAUCUAUCUUUGUUUACUAUUAACUGUCGUUACUGGACUUGUCUUCUUCUUCGUCACACUUUUACAGUGCAGUCCUAUCUACUACUUUUGGAUCCGGGUCGACGUGAACGCAAAGGGCACUUGCAUCGAUACUGGUAUUAUUGUGGCUCUCACAUACCUCUAUAGCGCUCUAAACGUUAUAUGCGAUUUUACAUUCGCUCUCCUUCCUGUAUAUUUGAUUAUGGGUCUGCAGAUGGAUAAAAAGACCAAGAUUGCCCUCAUCCCUAUCUUGGGUAUGGGUUGCAUUGCAAGCUCCGCUGUUGUCGUCCGUUUUGCCUAUAUUGAAAGAUUCAAGGACCCUGACUUUUUAUGGGCAACAUUAGAUAUCGCGAUUUGGUCGACCACAGAGCAAGCCCUGGCAAUCACAGCCGGCAGUCUAGCGACACUACGUCCAUUAUUCCGAUCUGUUGCGCAAAGAUUUGGAUUUUCGACCCAAAAAUCGAAAAUACCACGCACAGAUGAGAUGCCAAAGACCAUUGGCAGCUCAGCUAACGCCAGGAGCAACGUCAGGAACACCAAAGGAAGCCGUGGGCCAUUCAGCCUCACAACGUUCAUGGAAGAGGACAACGAUCUCGAAGCAAAUAGCAAGAGAGACAUGGACGGCGACAUCAAGUUGAAUAACGUCAUCUUACGAACUACGGAUAUCACCGUCAACCGAAGCAGCAAGUGGGGACUAUCGAGAGAGGGCGCUCAAUUAAACGAGAGCGAAGAAGAGUUGCAUAUCAAGUCUUCAAAGGAGGGAUUCGGUGCCUCAAGGACGACACCCAAGAGUUUCUUGGACGACGGACGAUCUAGACAUAGCGAUGGCUCAAGAUAAGAUCUUACCUGAAGGACCGACCUUUUUAACCACGUCAACAUGUAGUAUGCUAAGAGCUUAUAUGGCAUGAAAUUACAUUUGUAUAAUACAACUAAUGUAGUAAGAAGACUAGGUACUUCGUAAUCUUGGACGUCUUUAUAUCUAUAUUACUUUAAUCGCGCUUUCGCUGGCGAAUAUCCUAGUUAGUUACGGGACUUUCAGGUUAAGAUGGGCGUCUUACUUGGCCUUGCGAAAAUAUUAAUAGCUAUUUCGAAUGGGAUUUAACCUUAGGUUAUUGAGGAUAACCUCCAUAUUCUAAUUAGUGGCUAUGUGAGCCCCUAUCUACAAUGUAGCAUAUAAUAACUAGAGAGAGUGUAGUCAGUGGCAGCGUCUUAUAUAUUGAUUGACUUGC